Messenger RNA from Ananas comosus (pineapple), 638 nucleotides. RefSeq lists its product as uncharacterized. Gene Ontology annotation, biological process: defense response to other organism. The record is from RefSeq and is a predicted model, not a curated record. Bases 1 to 534 code for a protein of 177 amino acids. The transcript has a single exon. Lineage: Eukaryota; Viridiplantae; Streptophyta; Magnoliopsida; Poales; Bromeliaceae.
AUGCUCGUGCUAUUCCCCGACGACGAGGAUCACGACCCCCACUUCUCGAUCGCCAACGCCUCCGUCGAGCGCUUCGCGGUGUCUGCGGCCCCGAACGCCACCGCCGCCGCCUUCUCCUACGACAUCCGCGCAGCCGUCAAGCUGUACAACUCCUACGGCGACAUCACGUAUGACCUCCUGGCAGCCAACUUCUACUUCAACGGCACGCAGUUCGCGGGGCGGACGAUCGCGCCGUUCGACCAGGGCCUCGGGGAGACCGCCGUGCUGCAUGCAGACGUCGCGGGCAGCGUCGCAGAGAGGGGUAGUCUGGCGUUGGUCGACGAGUUCGAGAGGGGCAGCCGGACGGGGGACCUCGACCUGGAGCUGCGGCUCGACAGUCUUUACCAUUCUUCUUUUGGGAAUCCGAAGGUGAAGGCUGUGCGAUGCCCGCUCGCCGUGCGGUUGGUGUCCGCCGUCGACACGAUAGAGUGCGAAGUGACGAAGGGCGAAGUGGCCGCGAAGGGCGAGGCCGAGAGUCGCAGAUAUAUGAAUUAAAUUUCUUCAUUCUGUACAAAUAAUCGACUGACUGAUCUGAAGUUGCACGUCGUUGUUCUUCACAUCAAACUCGAUCUAUUCAAUUUUUUUUUAUUAUUAUUAGA